CCUUCCGGAUGUGCCCGCCGCCGCCAUUGUGCAGCGCUGGUCCCCUGCGAGGGCGCCGGCCCGCGGCGAGUCCCCUUGGGGCUUCCCUUCGUUUUUCAUCCUCCGGUCCGGGGAGCCCCGGCAGGCCCGGGACUCCCGUCCGUGCCGGUGCGGGCGCCGGCAUGUGGCUGUGGGAGGAGCAGGGGGGCCUCCUGGGCCCCUUCUCCUUCCUGCUGCUGCUGCUGCUGCUGGUGACGCGCAGCCCCUUCAACGCCUGCCUCUUCACCUGCAGCCUCUACGUCCUGCUGCGCGCCUUCAGCUUCGAGCCGCUGCCCGCCCGCCGGGCCCUGCAGGUGCUCAAGCCCCAGGACCACGCGGCCGCCAUCGCGCACCGCGGGGGCAGCCACGACGCGCCCGAGAACACGCUGGCGGCCAUCCGGCAGGCAGCUAAGAAUGGAGCCAUGGGUGUGGAGCUGGACGUUGAGUUCACUUCCGACGGGAUUCCUGUCAUGAUGCACGACAACACGGUAGAUAGGACGACCGACGGCACGGGCCGCCUGUGCGAUCUGACCUUCGAGCAAGUCAGGAAACUGAAUCCUGCAGCGAAUCACAGGUUAAGGGAUGAUUUCCCCGAUGAAAAGAUCCCCACUCUAAGGGAAGCUGUCGCAGAGUGCCUGAAGCACAACCUCAAAAUCUUCUUUGAUGUCAAAAGCCAAGCAAAUAAGGCAACUGAUGCUCUAAAGAAAAUAUACAUGGAGUUUCCUCAGCUCUACAACAAUAGUAUGGUCUGCUCAUUCUUACCUGAAGUUAUUUAUAAGAUGAGACAAGCAGAUGAGAAUAUAGUAACAGCUUUGACGCACAGACCGUGGAGCCUCAGCCACACGGGCGAGGGCAAGCCGCGCUACAGCUCCUUGUGGAAACAUGGCUUCUUCGUGUUCAUGGACGUUUUGCUCGACUGGAGCAUGCACAACAUCCUGUGGUACCUGUGUGGGAUUUCAGCGUUCCUCAUACAGAAGGAUUUCGUGUCGCCGGAUUAUUUGAAGAAGUGGUCAGCAAAGAACAUCGAGGUCGUGGCGUGGACCGUGAACUCCUUCAGCGAGAAGAAGUACUACGAGUCCCACCUGCACUGCAGCUACAUCACCGACUGCCUGGUGGAAGAGUGCGCGUCUCAGUUCUAGCCUCGAGGCCCCGGGGAGGGAAACCGAGUCCGGAAUGGCCAGCUGGCCUCCUGCCGGGGUCUCACAAUGCCCUCGGUGCUGGCGCGAGCCUCCGGGGGCCUGAGGGCCCCCCCCCACAAGCAAUAGUCAGUGCAGGUACCUCGAUUUCUACCUGGACCCACAGCCAAACCCAGAGUGGGUCCCCCCACCCCCACCCCCCGCCACCCCCACGCUGUCUGUGCAAUGCCAGAGUCCGCCACCCUGGCCCCGGACAGCGUGGGUGGGGCUGCAGGAAGGCACAACGACGCUGGCCCGGCCGAGCCACACAACCCCCCCGAGAGCCAGCGAGGAUAAGCACAGAGCCGGCGUGGCGUUCGGGGUGCGUGGGAGGUGCAGGCGCAGGUGCAUGGGAAACGCAUGAGUCCUUAAGUCUCUAGCUCACUACACUUCCGUAUUGAAAACACUUAAACAGUAGUUGUGUUGAAACUACUCUUACUCAGCUCCGUUAUCAAUGUGCUGUAGACGUCCAACUUGUGACCAUACUAAUAAAGUCACUUACAAAGGGAAAAA
Molecule: messenger RNA, 1706 nt
Organism: Sorex araneus (European shrew)
Lineage: Eukaryota; Metazoa; Chordata; Mammalia; Eulipotyphla; Soricidae
Gene: GDE1
Product: glycerophosphodiester phosphodiesterase 1
Exons: 6
Coding region: 9-1157 (382 amino acids)
Biological process (GO): lipid metabolic process
Molecular function (GO): phosphoric diester hydrolase activity
Source: RefSeq, a predicted model, not a curated record